This is a messenger RNA of Fraxinus pennsylvanica, 1110 nucleotides long. The record is from the annotation of a GenBank genome assembly. NCBI's taxonomy places the organism in Eukaryota, Viridiplantae, Streptophyta, Magnoliopsida, Lamiales, Oleaceae.
AUGUCGGAUAAUAAAGUGUAUGUGGGAUGGGAAGAGCGUGUUAUGCGAAGGGAAAGCGGCAAUCGCCUGGUUCACUUUUACUUAAAUGAUGCAGCUGGGAAUUCUCUCCUUGCUGUCGUGGGAACAGAGAGGAGUUUAAGGCAUAUGGUCUAUUCCGUUACUGAGGACUUCAUACGCGUGUUUGGGUCCACUAUAGAAGUCCAUUCCGGCAUGAAGUGGCAAACAAAGCGAGAAGUUGUUGAUUUGCUUAUAUCAAUAGCCUCAAGGGGCGAUCCAAUUAUUGCUCAUUCAAAUAGUCAAGUAGCACAACCAUGCCCAGAAGUGAAAAUAACAAUGUCAGACAAGCCUCCUGUUCGACCCGAGCAACAGUCUCGAAAAUUGUCCAAGUUCAAUCAUAAUAUAGAGCUUCUUAGCGAGGACAGCGGCAUGCGAGGCUGCUGGUUCAGGUGUAAGGUCAUAAAGUCGUCAAAGAAGCUUCUACUAGUUCAAUACUAUGAUGUCCCCGAUGCUGAUGGAUCUGGGAAACUUGAGGAAAGGGUUUCUGCAUCUAAAGUGGCAGCUGCAGAUAUAUUAGGCAUGAGAUUUACCGGCCGUCCUGCAAUCCGGCCUUGGCCUCGUGAGAAUUCUUCAGACCUUACAUUGAAGGUUGGAGCGGCAGUUGAUGCAUGGCAGAGCAAUUGCUGGUGUGAAGGUAUCGUGUUUGGAUUUAGCACGUCUGCAGACAAAAAUCCGCAUGUUUACUUUCCUGGUGAGAAGAGGUUCUCGGCUGUUGAGAGGAAAAACCUUCGAGUUUCAAGAGAUUGGAUUAACAACAAAUGGGUGGAUAUAGAUGGUAAACCCGAUAUACUAUCUUGGUUAUCUUCAAAUCACAGCCCCAGGGUGAUUCCACCUGUCCCGCGUUUUCCUGUUUCGGCUGAGGCAUCCAUGCCUAGUACCUCUUCAAAACGCCCAAGAUCAGCUGCUACGUCAGUCGCUCCUCAAUAUGUAGAGGUACUUAAUUAUAAGAAACGGCUUGUUAUCAGAUACUGUGAAGAAAUGGCUCAAAAAGGUUCUGGUAGUACCGUUCAUGGCGAUACUACUGGCGAGCCGAAUGAAGUCGCAAGGAAGUAG